AUGUCAUUGAAAGGUCCUACUGCCGUUGGGAAGUCGGAUACCGCUGUGGAAGUGGCGAAGCAGUUGCAGCUUCAAGGUCGCAAGGCAAAGUGCGACUUAUCAGUGCUGACUCCGUUCAAGUUUAUAGAGGUCUUGACAUUGGUUCUAACAAGCCUUCGAGAACGGAGCAGGCGGUUCCUGCAACUUGGCAUAGUGGUAUUGCAAGAGCGGGCGCUCAGUGCGUUGGCAAUGGAACUGCUCACAAGGCACGGCUUUACUGAAAUUGUUGGACACGUGGUCUCUGCUGCAAGGAUCCAGCUGCUCAAGCACGCAUUGCAGAACAACUCCAGCCUUUUCAGGUCCAAGCAUCAAAAUGUCAAAAUGCUGUCGGAGGUUUUGAAAGGUCCAAAUCAAAAACUUCCCGGUCAGGCUUCUGGGAAGGUCAGCGUGGGAUUCAAUACUCACGUCCAUGACAGGGUCUUUGUGGUUUGCGAGCGUCAGCGUAUUGAAAAACAUAUGUAUUUUGCAGGUUGUGGCUGA
Molecule: messenger RNA, 519 nt
Organism: Cladocopium goreaui
Lineage: Eukaryota; Dinophyceae; Suessiales; Symbiodiniaceae
Source: the annotation of a GenBank genome assembly